ACACUAACCAAAGUGGAGGCGUGGAGCAAUCCAACUCGACCCAGGGAAGCUUCACCUCAAAACACUCUGCCACUCCCACUCUCUCCCCCAACAUAAACAGCCACUCCUCACCUCAGUCCUCACCUCUCCCCACCCUCCGGUUCAUGUCCUGCUGCUCCACAUGUCGCUCCCACUCGAGCUCGACUACAUAGGCCUCUCGCCGCCGCCGGCAGCCGCCGCCGCCGGUGCCACCGAAGACCUGAAGGGCACCGAGCUCCGUCUCGGUCUACCGGGGUCCGAGUCGCCGGAUCGCCGCGUCCCGGCCGCCGCCGCCGCUGCGACCAUCCUGGACCUGCUCCCAGCCAAGGGCGCCAAGCGCGGCUUCUCCGACGAGGCGCCUCCGCCGCCGCCGGCUGCCGCUGCCGAGAAGGGCAAGAAGGUGCCGGAGGAGGAAGAUGACGACAAGAAGGUGGCAGCGGCCCCGCAGCCGGCCGCAAAGGCUCAGGUGGUGGGAUGGCCACCAAUCCGCAGCUACCGCAAGAACACGAUGGCGACCAACCAGCUGAAGGGCGGCAAGGAGGAUGCUGAGGCCAAGCAGGGCCAGGGGUUCCUCUACGUCAAGGUCAGAAUGGAUGGCGCGCCGUACCUGAGGAAGGUUGACCUCACGACUUACAAGAAUUACAAGGACCUCUCGACUGCACUUGAGAAAAUGUUCAGUGGCUUCAGUAUUGGCAAGGAUGGCUUUUCUGAGGACCGCAAGGACGGUGAAUAUGUUCUGACUUAUGAAGACAAGGAUGGAGAUUGGAUGCUUGUGGGCGACGUGCCAUGGGAGAUGUUCGCUGAAUCUUGUCGUAGGCUCAGGAUCAUGAAAGGUUCAGAUGCAAUUGGACUUUCUCCAAGGGCAGCUGAUAAGUCCAAGAACCGCAACUAGUAUGGUUGCUUCCUACAGUCCAAAUCAAGAGGGAAAUCCAAUGACUGUAGGGCUCUUUCUGAAAACCAAAAUGUCUUAACAGUUUUAAGACAAAUUCUGCCUUAUGGUCUGUACUACGCGGUUUCCUGUUACGCAAGUAAAGAGCUUUGUGUCUCAUUAUGUUAGCUUUGCAAAAUCUUCUACGGAAACUCUAUUCAAUUAUGGUCAAGUCUUUGUACGUGUGUUAUUCCUAUUCGUGUAAAUGGUUUCGUACACUGUGUGCUACUAUGAUUGAGCACUUCUAUCCACUUUGCAUAACUGUGCCCAUGAACUGUUUGUUCCUAUAUAUAAAUGUUCAAUGAAGCUUGCAAAUGUAUUGUC
Messenger RNA from Phragmites australis (common reed), 1270 nucleotides. RefSeq names its product auxin-responsive protein IAA17-like. Gene Ontology annotation, cellular component: nucleus. Gene Ontology annotation, biological process: regulation of DNA-templated transcription. NCBI's taxonomy places the organism in Eukaryota, Viridiplantae, Streptophyta, Magnoliopsida, Poales, Poaceae. Gene Ontology annotation, molecular function: protein binding. The transcript has 5 exons. The record is from RefSeq and is a predicted model, not a curated record. The coding region runs from base 161 to 910 and encodes 249 amino acids.